Messenger RNA from Gadus chalcogrammus (walleye pollock), 1962 nucleotides. RefSeq lists its product as uncharacterized. The record is from RefSeq and is a predicted model, not a curated record. The coding region runs from base 124 to 1173 and encodes 349 amino acids. The transcript is spliced from 8 exons. Gene Ontology annotation, biological process: response to bacterium. NCBI's taxonomy places the organism in Eukaryota, Metazoa, Chordata, Actinopteri, Gadiformes, Gadidae.
GAGAGAGAGCGCAAGAGAGAGACCACAAGCAAGCCAAUCACAGUGGAUCUUGGAUAUGUAAAUGUUGGUCUGAUGUGAGAAUCAUUCACUUCACUGAUUUCAGUGCUGGUUCAGCAUCAAACCAUGACAUUGUUUUUAGCAAUGACAAUUCUUAGUACUGCAUUGAUGACUCAAACCAAGGAGGAUCCUCAAUCACUUAUUUUGAAAGAAGCUAAACUUGGAGAUACUGUUGCUCUGGAUUGUGCAGUUUUGAAAGACGAGAAUAUCUAUUCGGAGUUAUUCUGGUAUAAGCAAUCUCUGGGACAUAAUCCCCAAAUGGUAGUUAGAAGAUAUCAGACAUCAUUGAUUUACCCAUCGUUUAUGCCAAGGUUCACAGCGGGAAAUGGAAGUAACUUCAAUUUGACAAUCAGCAAGGUUAAAACAGAGGAUGAGGCAAAUUAUUUCUGUAAUCAAGGAGGAAAAUAUCAACACACUUGGAGCAAUGGCGUUUUCCUGUCCGUAACAGAUCCCAAUGACCAGAGGUUUGUCUCCCAGACUGUGGUCCAACAGCCUGUGUCAGCAUCAGCUCAGCUGGGAGACACUGUGGCUCUCCAGUGCUCUAUUACCUCCCAGAGGACGGACCACAGUAACCAGUGCCAAGGGGAACCCAGUGUGUACUGGUUCAGAUCAGGACCAUCUCACCCUGCUGCCAUUUACAUGAAUGGAAACAGGAGUGGUGAAUGUCAGAAUAGUUCUGGGCCUCCGUCUGCUCCACAGAGCUGUGUCUACACUCUCCCCAAGAACAAUGUAGACUCCUCUGAUGCUGGGACCUACUACUGUGCCCUGGCAGCAUGCGGGGAAGUUGUGUUUGGAAAUGGAACUAAACUGGACCUAACAGAACCCGACAGGCAUCUGGUUAUCGUGGUGCUUGGAAUACUGUUGGCUUGCUGUUUGGUUGGAAAUAUUAUCCAGUUCAUAACGAGUUAUAAAAAGAAAGUUUGUGAGCAUUGCAAAGGAAAUCCAAGUGCCGCCUUCCAUGUUUCCCAUACCUCAAUGAUUCAGGAACUACAGGAGGAGGAAAAUGAUUCCUUGAACUACGCAGCGGUGGAGUUCUCUGGCAGGAUAACCAGAGGAAGGAAGAAGAACAGUGAAAGGACUCAGGAGAGUCUGUAUUCUGCUGUGAGAGAAACCUGACGCUGAAGUCCAUCACCUACAUUUGACGUGAAGGCAGCCACAAUUAUGUUAAGUGGUAUAGCAUGUGCUUGGUGACUUUACAAUAAUUACAGCAAUUUAGGAUGGAAUAAAGGCGGGAAAGAGAGGACCCCUAUUUUACCACACUGUGUCAACUUAAUGAGCCAUUUCUAAAUAUAUCCCUUUUUGAUAACACAAUGUGGGCGUAUCCAACCAGCUGGAAGGGUUUGACUGGUGCAUUGCAUCAUCUGGUAGGCUGGAGUUGAUCUGUCUGUCACACAUCUGAGUGAACCCUCCCACUGAGGUCACACAUUUAGAUAUUAAAAUGGCUUGUCCACACGACACCUGGUAGAAAGAUAGAUAUACUGUACAAAACAAGGCUAACUAUGAAUGUGGUAUUUAUUUAAAUUUAAAAAAAUAAAACCAAAAACUUUACUUCUCUGCUUGCAUCUAUAUACACACAAGUACAGCAUACAGUACACACCUUACUAACCAUGUCCAUUCCCAUGAAUGGAGACCACAAAACGGCAGGCAUACAAUGCAUGGAAGCUUCAGUGAUAAUGAUCGAUAGGGCUCUAAUCUGCUGUUCUCAACUCUAUCCUUCUCUACCUAAUUCCCCUGUCAGUCCUUAACAAUUUGGAAAACUUCUGCCGACGUACGAAAACUUUGGCGAAUACGCUGGCAUACAUCGAAUAGGUUAUGGGUGUUUUUAUAUAAGUUGAAGUACGCUGGAGCAUCAUGGAAUACGCUGGCAUAAGUCAUAAUAAAAUCACACAUGAGCUGCUCGUCUGC